Messenger RNA from Pocillopora meandrina, 280 nucleotides. Lineage: Eukaryota; Metazoa; Cnidaria; Anthozoa; Scleractinia; Pocilloporidae. The record is from the annotation of a GenBank genome assembly.
AUGAGGAACUCCUUUACUUACAAGUGUGCUCAACUAUGGAAUAAACUUCCAGAGGAUGUCAAGCUGGCCGAUGAUGUUGAUGUUUUUAAGUCUAAGCUAAGAUUGAUUCAGCUGUAAUCUUUAUAUUUUUAAUUUUUGUGUGUGUAAUUUUUAUAAAAUUUAGAUUUGUGUUUACAUAGAUUAUAGAUUAUGGAUUUACAUUUCUUUUUCUUUUUUUUUUAAUGCUAGAUCGUAUUUUGAACGAGCACUUGUGCUCUUAAACGAUAACGUGGUGAAAUAA